Molecule: messenger RNA, 619 nt
Organism: Aphanomyces invadans
Lineage: Eukaryota; Oomycota; Saprolegniomycetes; Saprolegniales; Verrucalvaceae
Exons: 3
Coding region: 13-474 (153 amino acids)
Biological process (GO): sensory perception; photoreceptor cell maintenance
Source: RefSeq, a predicted model, not a curated record
UUCGACGGCAACAUGACGCACUUCUUGAAGCACACAAAGCUCGUCAAUGCGGCGGGGGCCAUCCAAGAACCUGCGGCCAAGACGCUUGCUCUGUACUUUGCGGCGGAUUGGUGCCCUGAAUGCCGUGACUUUCAGCCAAAGCUCAACGAGUUUUACUCCAAGGUGAACGAACAAGCACAUCAAUUCGACGUGGUAUUCAUAAGUUCGGACGCGAAUGAAGACGACCAGCUCGCCCACUUCCGGAACAAGCAAGGUCCGUGGCUUGCGGUUCCAUUUGACGAUCCUAUUCGAGACGAGUUGAAGCGAAAGUUCAAAAUCUGCGCCAAGAAGGAGAUGGAGGCUGUUGGCGUGAGCGAACGUGUGGGUGGUAUUCCUAGCGUCGUGAUUGUUACCUCGAGUGGUGAGGUAGUUGACGCCGAUGCCGCCAUCAAGAUCGAUACAGAUGGUGUUCAAGACCUCUCUGCGUGGCUCUAGACGUUCAUGUAACCAGUUGUCGGAGACAUCAUUGUUCACAAGUGAGUUCUGCUUGUCAAACCCUUCACACGUUCACAGCAAGCACUCUCAAGAUGGUGGUGCUUCUGCCCUUGUAAACUCGACUGUAGUAGCUGUUGAGUUACAC